CUCAACUAACGGAAACAGCACACUGGUCAGACCCUACUCACUAGUCACUAUCGCGAAGUCUUAACUUAAGUCGAUUUCGUUGCUUUGCUAGACCGUCUCGAUCCGCCAGAGUUAUGCUAGAGGAAAAGGUGGAAAGGAACUGUUUCUAGUGUUUUUUCGUGCAAUUGCGAACGAUGAGGGGCUCAUAUUAUGCCGGAUAUUUACUGUGCGGUUUUGUGUUGUGUAUUUUGAUUAGAAUCGGUGGUGGGCAUGUGGCGCUGACUUAUCCCCCUGCCCGGAAGUACGACUUGGAUUUUUUGGAUAGUUCCAGGACUAAGGCGCCAUGUGGAAUGCCCAAAGGAAAUAUUGUCACAUCGCUUCUGACUGGUAGCAAAUUCAACGUCUCUUGGCAUUUGGGAUAUCCUCAUAAGGGAGGAUACAAAUUGCAGUUAUUGGAUCAUCUAGAGAGGCCGGUACUGGAUUUAACGCCUUCCACAAAAGGAUCAGAAUUUGUCUCAAAUGAUGCAACGGCUCAAUCGUUUCAUGUACAGUUACCUAAUGAUUUCGAAUGCAAAGGAUGUACGAUAAGACUAAUCAGGCAAGCUUUGGAAUGGGGACCUAGUUACAAAUUCUGGUCUUGUGCCGAUGUGGACAUCAAGCUGAGGAGAGAAUACAGAGAAACCUGCAGCAACCAUGGAAGAAAUAUCUUGGGACGAUGUAAAUGCGACAGACUGUACUAUGGACCUCACUGUCAGUACAAAGACGAAUGUCUGGAAGAUAUAGAUUGUGGGGGACAUGGGAAAUGUAUAGAUAUUCAAGCUACCACAGCCCCAAGGCAACAGUGCUUCUGUCAACUCGGUUGGUUUGGACCUGGAUGUAAUAAAAGAUCUCCUAUCAGAAACACAGAAAUCGACUUCGAACAGUACACGAUGAAGGAGUUCAGUAGCAACUUCAAAUUCUACUGGAGAAUCCUAAAAGAGCACAAUGAGAUAGAGGCAGUGAUGGUGGUGAACGGAACCGGCUACGCAGGCGUAGGUUGGAGACCUCGUUCACUAGACAAAAGCUGCAAGAACUUCCCCCUUAUAGAAGGUCCACCCGAUGGAUCGGUUGAAGAGGGCCAGGCUGAACCCGAACCGUCAAGCGAACCUAACUCGGAACCCGAACCGAAUGCUGAACCGAAAAGUGAACCAGAACCUAGCAGCGAGCCGGAACCAACUUCGGAACCUUCAGCCGAACCAAAGAGCGAACCCGAACCUAGCAGUGAACCAGAGCCUACCUCAGAACCCACGACCACUAGCACGGAAAAGUCCAAGUAUAGGAAGAGUUUGUACUCUAGACGUUCAGCUUCCCCCACCCCCUCCAUCGAGACUCAGUCGGACGUGGUCAAAACUAGCGUCUCUUUCAAGGUCAGCAGGAAAACAGGACGUUCGAGGAGAUCUCCAGAAGAACCUAUCGCAGAACCAGAACCCAAGCGAGAAGGUGAACCUGCACCUGAACCGACAUCAGAACCGGAGCCUCAGACAGAGCCUGAAGCCAAAUCAGAACCGACCCCAGAACCCCAAUCCGAACCAGAACCCACUUCCGAACCUCAGUCAGAACCUGAACCCAACGCCGAACCUAAAUCCGAACCUGAACCCACCGCCGAACCCAAAUCAGAACCUGAACCCACCGCUGAACCCAAAUCAGAACCUGAACCCACCGCCGAACCCAAAUCCGAACCUGAACCCACCGCCGAACCCAAAUCAGAACCUGAACCCACCGCUAAACCCAAAUCGGAACCUGAACCUAAUGCCGAACCCAAAUCCGAACCAGAGCCCAAAUCCGAGCCUGAACCAUCUGCUGAACCCAAAUCUAAUGCUGAACCUAGAACUCACGCAAAAUUAGAAGUAGCAACGAAAGGAGAGAAAGAAAAACUCCAGGAACCGCUCAACCCAUACACCCCAAGACACGACUUCAGCCCCAUGGACUGUACAGACAUGGUCAUAGGUAUGGCGAGAGGUACGGCCAGCAGAAUCUUCGACUACUACACGCGCGACAGAUCCACACCAAGAACGGACACCUUCUGGGGUGGUCAGAACGAUCUGACCGGAGCCCUGGGUUUCGAGGAAAACGGGGUUACCACCAUACUGUUCAGAAAAAAAUUGGAGGCAAAAGAACCGACAGAUCAUUCGAUAGUGAACGAACUGAUGCAUGUCAUAUGGGCGCAAGGUCAAGAGAAGGGUAAAUACGUGCACGUUCCAAAGUCGGGGGUGGAGACGGAGGGUGCAUCUGUCAAAGACUUUUAUAGACCAGACGAAUUGAAGUACCAUGGGCACGGGAAACAGAGAGGCGUUACUACUAUCAAUUUCCUAGAAGAUGAGAAUAAGGCGAUCCUGCCAGCCGGAAUUGGAGCUACCAGCGAUACGGCAGAAAAUACUCAUUGCGGUGGAGAAUGGAAAACACCUCGUAAUUGCGAUUCUGCCAACUUGACCUGCGAAUACUCAGCAAAAUGGGAAUACCUUCCCAGGACCGAUGAAAUCAAGUUCACCAUCACAACCUCGCACACCGACAAGUGGACUGGAAUAGGAUUUUCUGAUAAUGAGAGAAUGUCUCAAACUGACGCUAUUCUCGGAUGGGUCGAAAAUACAGGACGUUCAUUCUUGAUGGACACCUGGAUUAUAGGUUACUCGAUGCCUUCCGUCGAUCCAUCCCAGAAUAUUGACAAGAAAGAGGGGAAAAUAGAGAAUGGUGCCACAAUUCUAUCAUUCACGCGGAAGAGAAACACUGGAGAUCCCAAGGAUUUGGCGUUCACGGACGAUAAAUGUUUAUUCAUGAUGUUCCCAGUCAAAGGGGGCGGAUUCCAUUCGGUGAAUAAAAAAACAAAGAAACACGAAGUCGUACCUGUGAUUUCUUCACAAAGGAUAUGCAUUAAAUCUUGUGGGAAUGAUGAGUUAUACGACGUUGUUGCUACAACUGAGCCACCAGGUCUAGGAUAUAACGUCGAAUUCAAAAUCCUAGAUUUGGGUGAAAACUUCAUUAUUCCAGACCCGGGCUCCGUACAGUACACUGAUUUAUCUAAUUCCAUCCAAGAGAACUUCAAUCCAAUCUUCAGGAAGCUUCCAGGCUACCGUAGAGCAUCAGUUAUGGAUUUGAGAGAAGAAAAUAAACAACUGGUAGCAGCCAUGAAUGUACAACUUGACAAAGCAGCAGUAGAAAAGGGAAGAGCACUAUCUGAUGAUACGCAAGGAAAUGAUGGAAACGUGUAUAAAAUUCUACAAGAAAGUGUCCAGAGUGGAAAAAUUGGAAAUCUCAAAGUAGAUCCCAAAUAUUUGGUCUUCGAGCCUGUAAGCGUUAUCUCAAACCUCAUCCCUGAGGCCUCAGAGACGAAAGAUUCCUUCUUCAACUUAUCAGAAACGAAACUCUACAUCGUUAUGGGCUGCAUUGCCGCAUUACUUCUGGUAGCUAUAGUACAAGCAAGUUGCACCAUCUAUAAAACCAGUGGUGCAUCCCCCAAAAGUCACAAGGACCAUCUUAUACCAAACUCCGCUUGGAAAGACUAUUCCGCAAACACGAACUACGCAUUUGACGUCUACGAAGCAGAAGAGAAAAAACAAGUACCUCAGCAAGUCAACGGCAAAUCACGGCCAGAAAACUCGACGAACACCCAGAAAUCGGGACAUAGGAUCCAGAGGCCUCAAGGACGACCUCCUAGCGUGCCAAACCAGCCUCCAAACAUGGACCACACGAGGUCGUUACAGAGGCCAGCCAGAGGGUCCUACCCUCCGGCCAAUCAACCCGACCGAAGUACCUUUUCUUUGCCUAGAACCGCAUACGACAGACAUAGGACGACGCCUAAUGACAUGCAACCUGACUUCUAUUUCAUGCCUAGUCAGAGGAAGUAUUCAGGCGAAGUAGUGAGGGUGUACGUUGAUUACAAUAAUCAACCUAAAUAAGUGCCGUAAUGGGUAAUAUAACCGCUAUGGAUUUGAUUCUCGGCGUAUCUACAUUGUAUAUCAACUGAGUGACAAUAUCUAGAAAAAACUAGACAGUAUAAUUUGGCCACAAGUGACGUAGCUGUUCGUAUAAGUUAAGCCCGAUUUCGCCAACUACGUGAAUACUGUUCACGUGUAUGACGAUUUUGGCCAGUCUAAAAGGCCAAGUUAUCGUACCAUUUUUCAACCACACAACAGUCGCAGCUAUUUUUUGAACAGACUGCAAGUUGUGGUGUGGAUGUAGUAUAUAUCCGGUAUACAUUCAUUCAUAGAAAACCAAGAUGAAUUGACAAUCUAGUUCAUUUGGAAUACCAUUACCAUUCUCUUCUAGUUGCAAUUUACUGGGUAACUAAAAAGCUUCGUCGAUCCAGCAGUAUAUGAGAAAUCCACUAAGAAAAGCUUGGUUCAAUUAUUUCCACUACCUUGCGAGAGUUGUGGUCAAAUUAGGAAUUUUCAGAUACCUGGUUUACUGCGCACCUAGUCUUCAUGUUCUUUCAUUCUUCAUAGUGAAAUUUAGUUCGAAUUUUGAAAUACAUUCAGAGAAUCAUUUUCAUCAGUGGAUAUUUGUAUAUAUUCAAAGAGACUGCUAAGUACUAUUUUAUAAAACAAUAACUCUUAGGUGGUGAUUCCACCCUCUUCUCUUCAAUACUCUUCAUUUUGAUGUGCAAUUAAUUGAAACGGCAUCAUUGUACAAACAAUUUUGUUUACCGAUUAGUUUUUCCCUAGUAGGAGAUGAAAGAAAUUCAUGAAAAAAAAAUGCAUUUUAUUUCUUUGUUAUAUUUAUUAUUAUGUACCUUACAUGUUAAAUUUUUAUAAAAUGUUUACUUACUAUGAUAUGAAAAAAUAAAGGAUCAUCUUCUUUA
Molecule: messenger RNA, 4813 nt
Organism: Coccinella septempunctata (seven-spotted ladybird)
Lineage: Eukaryota; Metazoa; Arthropoda; Insecta; Coleoptera; Coccinellidae
Gene: nahoda
Exons: 16
Coding region: 174-3911 (1245 amino acids)
Source: RefSeq, a predicted model, not a curated record